Polyodon spathula (Mississippi paddlefish) is the source of this 3784-nucleotide messenger RNA. RefSeq names its product serine/threonine-protein kinase Nek4-like. Bases 363 to 1880 code for a protein of 505 amino acids. Lineage: Eukaryota; Metazoa; Chordata; Actinopteri; Acipenseriformes; Polyodontidae. Gene Ontology annotation, molecular function: protein kinase activity; ATP binding. The transcript has 4 exons. The record is from RefSeq and is a predicted model, not a curated record. Gene Ontology annotation, biological process: protein phosphorylation.
CAACUGAUAUCUCGACUCUGAGACGUGUAGACUCUUUUCUUAAUAAAUAACAAUCGCAGGAACUUCCUUGUAUUUUACUAGGUGAAAUGCCCUGUCAACAUGGGGAAAUCACGUUACAAUACGUGAUGUUAUUUAGAAUUUUUUGGAAUGCAUAUCCUCGUGCUACAAUGCCAGAGCCCAGGCUUGACAAACAUGACUUGCAUUUUUUUUGUUUUUUUUUUUGUUUUGUUUUGUUUUUAAUCUUGCAAAAAAACGCGAGUAUGCCUUUAUUACAACUAACCUACAUACAUUAAAUAAUCACGAUGCCAUGUGAAAUGUAUGCUCAGGCCAGUUUGUCUAAGUUCUAAAGUCAGAAGAAUGCCAUGGAGAUGUAUGAGAAAGUUCUUACCAUUGGUAGGGGGGCUAGUGCAGAAGUCUUCUUGAUGAAGCAUACAGAGACAAAUAAGCUAUUUGCAAUCAAAAGGAUACAGAUAGACGGCUCUCGAAAGACAAGAACCAAAGAGGUGGUUCUGCAAGAAGCUGAAAUCCUUAGGAAGCUCAAGCAUCCCCACAUCAUUACCUGCCAUCACCAUUUCUUUGAUUCAGAAGAUGAGUAUAUUUACAUUGUGAUGGAUUACUGUGAUGGUGGGACUUUGGAUGACCGUGUCAAGGAGGGGAGAGGUUACUUUUCAGAGAACGAUGUGAUGAGGUGGUUCGUCCAGUUAGCAAUGGCUGUGCAGUACAUUCACUCUGUUAAAAUACUCCACAGGGACAUAAAGACGGCCAAUGUCUUCUUGACAAAGAAGGGCAUGGUGAAGCUUGGAGACUUUGGAAUAUCCAAAGUCAUGAAUAACACUAUGGACAUGGCAAGCACUUGUGUGGGGACUCCAAGCUAUUUGAGCCCAGAGCUUUGUCAGGAUGUACCAUACAGCUCCAAGUCAGACAUCUGGGCCCUUGGAUGCUUGUUGUUUGAGAUUUGUGCAUUAAAACCUCCUUUUGAUGCCAAGAACCUUAUCAGUCUGUUCUAUAAAAUUGUAAAAGGGGAAUACAGCAAGGUGCCAGAGAUCUACUCUAACAAUCUACAUAGUUUGAUUAAAAUGAUGCUCAACACCCUCCCAGAGGAAAGACCAAGUGCUAGUUGCAUCCUCAAUGUGGCUUACGUGCAGGAGCAUCUUGGGAUUUUUAUUAAGGAACAAGAAAUGCAUCUAACAAGACAUCUGGCUAAGCCCAGUGGUGAAAGUGGGGGUGCCCAAGCGUUAAUAGAACCCCGCAGCAGAACUGCCAUAGCACACAAGAAAAAAGAAAGAGAGCACCGCAGACCAGAAUCAGCUCCACCAUCCGUCACAGAGGAAUCAAAAGAAGAUGAAGAGGAUGCCUGUAAGUCAGACGAGAAGGAAGAGGCUGCCAGUGCUGGAGAUGAGUCAGACUAUUCUGAAGACUUUGAUGAUCAGGAUAGUCUAUCUUCAAUAGAGGAGCACAUAGAGGAUGAAUCGUCUCAGCCAUCCCCUGUGCAGAAUGAAGACAUUCCUGAAGAGCUAGAAGUUUCUUACGAUGAAGUAGAUUUGUGCGAGUACCCCGAUGACUUCGAGGAGCCGGAGGAAAAUAAUCUCACAGAGGUUGUUAACAGUGCCCGUAGUGCCAUGGAGGUCACGGCAGAGAAUGAUGCUUUCCAAGAGGAGAGGGAGGGAGGAGAACAAGGCGGUGCGCUGUCUGCCACUUUAAAAGCACUGCGAGAUAAAUGUAUAGGUGAUGUCGGUCAGACGCUUUAUGAAGAAAUCAGUUCUCAUUUCCUGAAGGGUAUGACUGCGAGUGAUUUGCUGCCCCAGUUCGAGCACAAAUUGGGGCCAGACCACCUGGAGACAUGCUACCUCAUCUUCAGCAUGGACCAGGAACAAACAUAGACUGCCUUUUCUGUAGCAUUUUUAGAAAGCAGGACUUCAUGUUGUCCAAAGACUUUAGUACUAAAGAAUUCAAUAAUGGUUAAUGCUUAUUGUGCUUGUUGUAAAUAUAUUUUUUAAAAUACUUUGCCAUUGAUUUGGCAUUAAUCUCUGGUUCUCCACUUUACAGUGGGAGCUAUUGUAAUUAUAGGUCAGUUUAUUUUUUGUUUUAAAAUUAGGGUUUUUUUCUUCACUUGAUGUUGGUUUGGAUUCAGCGAUCCUUGUUGGUUGAGAAUGGGGCUGGAGUAGCCUGUGCCUUAGAUAAUGAUGUUUACCAGCCUUGAAAUAAUGUUGAAGUUUAUCAUUUUAAUAAGGUUAUGAAUAUCACUGUGGUUAUGAAAUUCAGAUAAUUGUACAAAAAGCUAAAGAUAUCUUCCUGUGUGUCAGCUAAAGUACUCAGAUUUUGCUCUUGGCUGAUUGCAAUUGUUAAAGGCAAUUGGUUCAGUACUAGGACUUUUGUUAAUGUUAAAAAAAAAGUAAAACAUUGACUUCUGUAUUGAACUAGCUUAGCCAAAAUGCCAGCUCCAUCAAACGCCUACUAUGGAUCAAGUAUCCUUUUGUAUUGCUGGCAAUAGAGUGGAUACACAGACUAGAAUCAUAUGAAUUCAAAUGUAUUUUUAGAAAAGUAUAUGAAUACUAAAUCAUUUAACCACAUCUUAUUUCUGUAUCUUAAAAAAAAAAGUUUACUGAUUAACAACUGUGUUUGGUUAGAUGUGUGCAAUUGAUAAAAUGAAAAGCCAGAGAAUUUAAACAGUAGGGGGCAGAACAUGUCUAAAGUAUAUAAAAACCCUGUACUGGUUAAACUACCAGUGGAAACUUGCAUACCAUUGUAAAGUUAUUGCCUUAUAGAAGACUGUAUCUCUGCUUCAUUAAAGUAUAAUGAUCUUAAAAUUAGACUUAGUUAUACUUUUACAUUGUUUUAUGACAAUUUUUAAAAUAUGAUACAUAGAAUUACAGUUUUUUAUACAGUUUCACAUAUUUAUAGAAAAUAGAACUAGGCAGGGAAGGCUAUCAUGCAGUUUUAGAUAUUAAAAGAAACAACAAUUUACAUUCUGUAGGAAAGACUUACAAAAUUGUAUUGGAAAAGUACUGUGGAUAGACUUUCUGGUGCAGUGCAAAGUUCCCUUCAUAUUUCUGUAUCAGAUGGCUUGUUUUAGAUGGAAACCUCACAUUCAGACUAGCUAAAAGAUGUGUCUAUUCAGUUGAGUAGCCUCCAUGGCUGCUCGGCAGCUUAGCCAAAUGUGAAAUAAGAUGAGAGAAAAUGUAUACGCUACCGUGUAUCUGUGAUCUGUCAAGAGAAUUUGAAAUGUUCAAACACAGGAUGAAAACUGGAGCUGUGCAGAAGAUAAGUAUUGAAAGAUGAGGAAAGAACACAAAAUCAAAAAGGCAAUCCGUAAAGUGGACCAAGUAUCACCAUGACGGUUUGCUCUUUAGUUUGCGAAGUGCUAGUUGUAAAAACUGGUUUUGUGUGGCAUUUUCCCAUUGCGUUUCAUUCAUUCAAAUUACAUACUUUAUUGUUGGCCUGUCUGUCAUGGUUUUGGGUUGUUACUAUUGUGGGAGAUUUAUUUUAUUUUUUUUAGAUACACAUGCAAUAAAAAAAAUCGCAGUUAACCAUGGUAAAACUUGGCAAACACACAGUUUAAGGACGGGCACCAUUCAGUGCUGAGCCUACAGCUAUGGUCAAAAGUUUUGCAUUUAGGUUUGAGGCAAAAUUUUAAAUAAUUUAGAUCUUUAUUUUACAUCACGUAAUCCAAGAAACUACAAAUAAUAUUGCACAAGUCUACCAGAAGUCAAAGUAACAGUAUUUCAUGUUAGAUUUCAGAAUGUCACGUUUGUUGAUUUUUGUCAUUUUUUCAUUAACAGUAUGG